UCCCCGAUUUUCUACCCAUUGUUCCCGAGAGUUCUCCGUGCUCGCUCGCCCAAAAAAGGAUUGAGCUCGGCCAAGCCAAGUCUCCCAGUGUCUUUGAUCUGUCAGCCGUUGUCCGCCCGCCGUCCGUCAGCGUGAUCGCUUUGACUCAAGAUGACGGCCAUCGUGAACGUGACGCAAGGCCUCAAGUCCUUCCACAGCCUUAUCGAGCAAGACCAACUUCUGAGUGUGGUGUUCUUCUGGGCGGAUUGGGCCUCGCAAUGCGGUCCCAUGGACGAGGCCAUCAAAAUCCUGGCCACCGAGCCCGAUCUCAAGAACGUUCAAUUCCUCCGGGUGGAGGCCGAAGAGAAGCCCGAGAUUGCCAUGGCCUACGAAGUGGCGGCCGUGCCCACCUUCUUGUUCUUCGGGCCCGCGGGCAAACUCAUGGACCGGAUUGAGGGCGCCAAAAUGGCCGAUGUGACCAAGAAAGUCCGGGAAUUGGCCGUCAAGGUCGAAGUGCAAAUGAAAACCAAGGCCGCCCAGUCACAUUUAGAAUCCAAGCCCGGCCCCUCCACCAAGGAUUUAAAGACACGUUUGAAGGAGCUGACUAACGCGUCUCCGGCCAUGUUGUUUUUAAAAGGAUCGCCUAGUGCUCCGGAAUGCGGCUUUUCCCGCCAAACCGUGAUCAUGUUGGAUGCCCUUGAGGCGGAUUAUGGCUAUUUUGAUAUCUUGAAAGAUAAUGAGGUACGUCAAGGUUUGAAAGAGUACUCACAGUGGCCUACCUACCCGCAGCUCUAUGUCAAAGGUGAGCUGGUGGGAGGGUUGGAUAUUCUCAAGGAGAUGCAUGAAAACGGUGAAUUGGCGGCCAUUCUGCCCAAGAAGAAGAAUUUGGAUGAGCGACUUAAGAGUCUCACUCACUCAGCCCCGGUGAUGGUUUUCAUGAAGGGCAAUCCCGAUGCGCCCAAAUGCGGUUUCAGUCGAACCCUCAUGGAGAUCUUGGCCGACACGCAAAUCAAAUUCCAGACCUUUGACAUUUUGCAAGAUGAUGAAGUCCGACAAGGGUUGAAGUCUUACUCACAGUGGCCCACUUAUCCACAGGUCUAUGUCAAGGGUGAGCUUGUGGGCGGUUUGGACAUUAUCAAGGAACUCAACGAGUCAAAUGACUUGGUGUCCACUCUCAAAGGACAGUGAAUCCGACCUUCGGUGGACUGCUUCAGUCGCAGUCUGCCCUUGGAGGAUGAAACUGCCUCGAAUCAGCAUCAGCAUCAACUUCCGUCAAAAUGUCGUUGAGUUCAAAGAGCUGUCUUCUUCCUUUGAGAUUCGAAUGUGCUCGUAAUUAUCUUGUAUGCGUACGCGUUCAAUACCAUUGGCCAAGAUCAAUUCAAUCAUGUUUCAAAUGUAUUGAAUGCGGUUGCAAUAUUAUCAUAAAGACCUUUAUUCGUUUA
Tigriopus californicus is the source of this 1421-nucleotide messenger RNA. RefSeq names its product glutaredoxin-3-like (gene Grx3). The record is from RefSeq and is a predicted model, not a curated record. The transcript has a single exon. NCBI's taxonomy places the organism in Eukaryota, Metazoa, Arthropoda, Copepoda, Harpacticoida, Harpacticidae. The coding region runs from base 151 to 1167 and encodes 338 amino acids.